Elaeis guineensis (African oil palm) is the source of this 949-nucleotide messenger RNA. RefSeq lists its product as uncharacterized. The record is from RefSeq and is a predicted model, not a curated record. Lineage: Eukaryota; Viridiplantae; Streptophyta; Magnoliopsida; Arecales; Arecaceae.
GCCUUGCCACCAUUUUAGAACAACCAGAACUUAAAGACAGAAAUAGCCAACCUAUCCAUUUGAGUAAGAAGGAGAAACAAAAUUUAAGAUCUCCAUUUAGCCUCUCUAUUGCCAAGCCACAAGGAGAUGAAGAGAGAAGGAUGGCAGCAUGGAAUGGUUAGGAGCCCAAGCAUCUUGCCACCACCAUGCAAUCCAAGGCACAAUGACAAGAUGUUCGAUGGCUUCGACAUGCCUCCGACCGCCGGAUUUUACACCAAGGUGUCAUCCAAGCCCACCAACCAUUCCAAAUUCACCGGCAAGUGUCGACGGGCUAGGUGUCAAGAGUGCCACUCCCACCCCAUAUCCAAGUCUAGGAGCAAGGCCAAAGGUACAUAUAAGCUCAAGGGCUGUGAUGUUGCUUUGAACCACAAGUUGGUAUCAUGGCGCAUCGUCGCCGACCAGGAAAACAUGUUGGAUCUCAGAGGGGCAUCGGCGAGCGAGAUCUUGAGUCAUUUGUCUGCCAAUUGCUGGUUUCAAGGAUAUGAAGAUGAUGAUCGCAAUAUAGAAGAUGAUGUAGAAUUUGGCUAUGAAGAUUCUUAUGAAGAGCCUGUUGGUUUGAUGAUCAAAGAAGAAGAAGAAGAGGAGGAGGAAGCUAGGCCGAGCAGUUCGAGCGAUGACGAAGAUGGUGGUGACAUGGGGUUCUAUGUGGUUGGACUUGUAUGGGAGUAUUUGGAUGAAGAAGAUUGGCUUGUGGUAGGGGAGAAUUGAGCUUUCAGCAAAGACAAAACAUAGGGAAGAGAGAACUUAUUUCUCUUCUAUUCUACUCUUUCUCCUCCUAUUGUUCAUUUCAUUUCAGCCAAAAAUGUUUAUCAUCUAGACCUCUUCCAGAUCUCUGGCUGUGCAUCAUAUAUUGAACUUUGUAAAUUAUUAUUGAAGUAAUCCAAAAAAAUCAUUUAUUCAUUCAGAGAAA